CAUGUCCAAAAACUGUCCCAGCCAAUCAUAUGGUGGUGAUAAGAAGAAUGACAAAAAGGACAAAUUCGAUAUGGACAAAUGCUUCGAAGUGGCCUACGAGGCUAUACGCAAGGCCACGGAUAAUGUAAUGGCAGCCAUAAAACUUGAACAGCCGUUCAAAAGCGUAAAGACCACACGGGAUCUGCUGACUAAAUGGGAUACUGAAAUAGAGAAGAUGCUGAUGUGUUCAAUCAAGGCUGAAUAUCCGAAUCAUAAAAUUAUAGCCGAGGCGAAGCAGAACCGACAUCAUUGGAAAGGACCAAAGAUGACAGAUGAACCCACUUGGUUCAUUGAUUCUAUAGAUGGUACCAGAAAUUUUGUGCACGGUUUCCCCUAUGUGGGUUUAACGGUGGCAUUCUUUGUGAACAAGCAGCCCGAGUUUGGCAUUAUGUGGAACCCCCUGAUCGAUCAGUGCUUUGCCUCACGACGCGGUCUAGGGACAUAUAUGAAUGCCGAGAGGAUCCAUGUGACCAAACAUUCAACUCUGGCCGAAGCGCUGGUCCUACACGAUCUGGACACCAAUAUGGACCAACUGCCAGAGGCUUUGGAGAACAUCUCCAGAGUCGCGCAAAUAGCGCAUGCAAUGCGAAGUCUGGGUUCAGCAGCCGCCAGUAUGUGCAUGAUAGCCCGUGGACUUGCCGAUGCAUACUAUAAUUUCGGCUGUCAUUGUUGGGAUAUAGCGGCGCCCAUGCUGAUCGUCCAGGAAGCCGGUGGUGUGGUGUUAGAUCCUUCACUUAAACCGGUUGACAUCAUGUCGCGUCGUGUCCUGGUCGCCGCGACCCCACAAUUGGCUGAAGAGCUAUCUAAACAGCUCGUGGCAAUCGAUAUUUCGCCGAAAGGCGAAGCUGCCUGCUCCAAAACACAGGAGGAUUAGCGAAAAGUAGAUUAAAAAGCCCGCGCGAUGUAAAAUACUCCUAAAUGUAAUCUAAAUUUAGUCAAAACUAUUUUCCUUUAUUAAACAAAACGUUUUAUUCACAAA
This is a messenger RNA of Scaptodrosophila lebanonensis, 1018 nucleotides long. Its product is annotated as inositol monophosphatase 1-like. Bases 2 to 913 code for a protein of 303 amino acids. Gene Ontology annotation, molecular function: inositol monophosphate 1-phosphatase activity. Gene Ontology annotation, biological process: signal transduction; inositol metabolic process; phosphatidylinositol phosphate biosynthetic process. NCBI's taxonomy places the organism in Eukaryota, Metazoa, Arthropoda, Insecta, Diptera, Drosophilidae. The transcript is spliced from 3 exons. The record is from RefSeq and is a predicted model, not a curated record.